Messenger RNA from Cydia strobilella, 1596 nucleotides. Its product is annotated as caspase Dronc-like. The transcript is spliced from 7 exons. The record is from RefSeq and is a predicted model, not a curated record. Bases 108 to 1562 code for a protein of 484 amino acids. Lineage: Eukaryota; Metazoa; Arthropoda; Insecta; Lepidoptera; Tortricidae. Gene Ontology annotation, molecular function: cysteine-type endopeptidase activity. Gene Ontology annotation, biological process: proteolysis; regulation of apoptotic process.
UUGCAUUGCACAACUUUUAUACACUUUACAAAUGCGUGUAUUUACUUUUAUAUAAACAUAGUGAAAUAGGUUUUCUUAUAGAUUUCUGGUAAUUAUUUUAAGCAAAUAUGCAGGACGAGCACCGAGCUGCGAUACAAAAAUGUUUCACCUCCUUGGUGGAACAGACUGACUUGGAAACAAUGGUGUCUGCUCUAUAUGAAAAAGGAGUGUUCUCCGAAGCCAUGAUCGAGCCUUAUAAAGAUAUAAGCAGGGAGCCUAGACUGCGCAAACGCCAGCUCUACAUGGACGUGAUGCGCCGUGGACCUAAUGCCUUCCGGCACCUGGUGGACGCGUUGAUGGAGACGGGUGCUUGGAUAGUGGCCCGCGAACUGGAUCCAGAGUCACUACCAAUGCGCAGACCUGAGCGGCUGGCUCCCAACCCACGCCCCAAAUCAAAUGACAGCGAAUAUGUCAGUUUAAGAAAUAAAGCAAAAAAAACGGGAUCAGGAGGAAUUAACACAAAUACUGAAACAAAGCCUCCGAUACAGCCCCCGCCAGCGUUACCUACGCCGCCGUAUGAGACCCCAGUGAUUCCCAAAAUCAAUGUUAUAAAGAGCACUAAGUUUAUGGAAGACAAUGGGAAAGAUAUAAAGCUGUACCCAACCCGCGGGCGGCGGCGCGGGGUGCUGGUUGUGUUCAGCUACAUCGAGUUCCGCGCUCAGCUAGAAACGUAUCGGCGAGGAGUGGACGUGGACUGUCAGAUGUUGAAGAACCUCUUCUCCGAGAUUGGCUUCGAGGUUAUCUCCUUCCAGAACCAUACAAGAGAUGAAACCCUCACCCACAUGAAAAACCUCCCCCUAAAAGGCGCCGAAUGCGUGUUCAUUGUGAUCUCAUCGCACGGAUACGGACGCGACGGUUCCUGGGACACGGAUAUCCGGUGCUCCGACGGCGGGCUCAUAUCCGCGCACGCAGUCGUUGACCAUUUCAACAACCAAAACUGUCCCGCGCUCAUUGGGAUACCUAAGGUGUUCAUAUUUCAAAUGUGCCGGGGUGAGAACCGCUACUUGGAGUUAGCGCUGGCGGAGCAGGGCGCGGCGGCAGUGGAGGCAGCGGCGGCGAUGGGGGCGGCGGCGGCGAUGGGGGCGGCGGCGGUGAUGGGGGCGGCGGCGGUGAUGGGGGGAGCGGCGGCGAUAGGGGGCGCGGCGGCGAUGGGGGCAGCGGUGGCGAUGGGGGCCGCGGCGGCGGCGGCGACGGACGGCGCGCCCUACGCCGACGCCGGCGGCGGCGCGGCGCCGCGGAGCUCCCCCGCCGGCCGCCGCCGCGACCGCGUCUACUCCGACAUACUCAUCGCGCACUCCACGUUGCCGGGCUUCGUGUCCCACCGCGACAUGGACAAGGGUUCCUGGUUCAUCCAGGCUCUGUGCGAGGUGUUCGCGGCUCACGCUCACGAGUGCCACGUGGUCACGCUGUUCACGCUUGUGGACAAGGCGUUACAGGAGCGCUUCCGCGUACAAACGUCGGUCGUCGAGAAUUGGGGGUUCAACUGCAAGUUGUACUUACAUCCGGGACUUUUUGAGGACUAGUAUCAUUUGUGACGACGAUUGUGGACAUGAAAUA